CAUACAUACACAUACACAGACACACAUACACUGUCCCUCCUCCUUUAACAGAGCACGGGGCAGCCAUUCCGAUGGCUGGGGAGAGAUAGAUCCCCUUCUCUUUCUGUUUCCUCUGCGAAAGGAGAAAAAACAACAAUAGAGCAACUUAGAGAAUUGCACAACUGGACAAAGCACGAGUAGAAGCAGGCAGACGCACAACUACGGAGACCAAGAGAAUUACUACUUUUUGUUUCCUGACUUGCCGUAGAUUUGAUUGAGCUGCUCUCAUCAUCUUUGCAGGCUCGUGCCUUCUGGGGAGUUUAUUGAAAUCGGUUUGAUCUGUGUCUUAACCACAAACGGAUGUGAAGGAGAAAGGUGCUGGUUUAAUUCAAUCUGAGAUACCCCUGCCUGGAUCUUGAAACCAUCAGUUUUUUUUUUGUUUUUUAUUUAUUUCUGCUGUUGAACAUAGAAACAAGAAAGGAGUUUAAAAGGAGUUAACUUGAUGUUUAAAUGGAUGUAAGAUUUUACCCACCAGCAGCUCAGUCUGCUGCAGUUCCUGAUACCCCCUGUUUGGGACCUUCUCCCUGCUUGGAUCCCUACUAUUGCAACAAGUUUGAUGGUGAGAACAUGUAUAUGAGUAUGACGGAACCAAACCAGGACUAUGUGCCAGCAAGCCAGUCAUAUACUGGACCCAGCUUAGAAAAUGAAGAUUUUAAUAUCCCACCAAUAACUCCUCCAUCACUGCCAGACCAUGCACUGGUGCCGUUAUCGGAGACAGAGUCUGGAUACACCUCUCUCUGUCACCCAAUGAAUCAAAAUGGCCUGCUCUCAUUUCAUCCCCAGAAUAUGGAAUUACCUGCAAUUACUGUAUCAAACAUGCUGAGUCAAGAUGGGACCCUGCUGUCUAACUCCAUUUCAGUGAUGCAAGAGAUGCAGAAUUCUGAUGGAACGCGCUAUUCUUCUCAUUCCCAAAUGGCAGCUAUGAGACCAAGAGUUCAGGCAUCAGAAAUCAGACAGGCAGGAAUGAUGCAGCACGGGCAAUUAACUACAAUCAACCAAUCACAACUGAGUGCUCAACUUGGACUGAAUAUGACAGGAAACAAUGUUGCCCAUAAUUCUCCAUCUCCACCAGGAAGUAAAUCUGCAACACCUUCUCCAUCUAGUUCAGUCCAUGAAGAUGAAGUGGAUGAAACUGCCAAGAUCAAUGCAGCUGAAAAAAGGCCAGCACCAGAUAUGGCAAAAAAGCCAAAAACACCCAAAAAGAAAAAGAAGAAAGAUCCUAAUGAGCCACAGAAGCCUGUGUCGGCCUAUGCGUUAUUCUUCCGAGAUACUCAAGCAGCCAUUAAAGGCCAAAAUCCAAAUGCUACAUUUGGGGAGGUUUCAAAAAUAGUUGCUUCAAUGUGGGAUGGACUAGGAGAAGAACAAAAACAGGUGUACAAAAAGAAGACAGAGGCUGCCAAAAAAGAGUAUCUUAAGCAAUUGGCGGCAUACAGAGCAAGUCUUGUAUCCAAGAGCUAUAAUGACCCUAUAGAUGUUAAGACAUCUCAGUCAUCACAGAUGAUGAAUUCCAAACCUCCUGUGUUUCAUGGGCCUACACAAGCACACUCCGCUCUUUAUCUCAGCUCACCAUAUCAUCAACAAUCAACAAUGAGUCCUCAUUUAUCUGCCAUGCACCCAGGUAUCAACAGGAACAUAGCUCCUAAACCCAACAACCAAAUGCCAGUGACUGUUUCCCUAGCAAGCAUGGCUGUAUCUCCUCCUCCAAGUCUUCAGAUGAGUCCACCUCUUCAUCAGCAUCUGCAUAUGCCGCAACACCAGCAAAUAUCGAUGCAGCAGUCCAUUGGAAACCACCAGCUACAGAUGCAGAGCCACUCCAUUUUACAUUCAUCAGCAAUGCAGCAGGGAUUUUCUCUUCAACAAGAAUAUCAGAAUCUUAUUAACCCGACAUCUACAGCAGCCCAGGUCGUUUCACAAGCAAUGGAAUAUGUUCGUUCAGGUUGCCGGAAUCCUCCUGGACAAACUGUAGACUGGAACAAUGACUACUGCAGUAAUGGGAAUAUGCAGAGAGACAAAGCACUGUACUUAACCUGAAACCCGAAUCACGUAAAGAACCGUCUUUCGGACGAGGAAUGCAGGGACGGCAUUUGUCAAGGAUUGCACCAAGUGAUCACAGGAGUUUUGCAUUUUAUUAGAAAAUAUAAGUUGCUAAGCACUUAGGACAUUAACGUUUGUGGGCUAUCCACUCUGGGAAUAAACAAAUAAAAAUUAGUCUUGCUUUUUUUGCUUUUACUUUUACAAAAAAAAAUCUUUAAAUGGACAUGUCUCCCUUUCCUUACUGAAAGAAAAUCGGAUCAUUCAAUUGUUAUGUUGGUUUUGCUGUGAAGUGCUGCACUAGUAACUAACUGCCUUAGCAACAGUAGACAUCUCGGAUAAAAGUCCUGGAUUCUCCAUUGGUUUUCAUAAUGGUUGUUUAUAUAAAUCAAUGAAAGACUUUUUAAAUGGCUUGAUGUAGCACUCAUAGAAAGUUUGUAAAUAGCAUCUAUGUCCUCUCUUCUAGAGCAUAAAAAAAUGUGAAUGUUUUUGUAGCUAAAUUGCAAUUUGAAACUCAUGCAUUCCAGUUGGUUAAUUUCAGAAAUGGGGCAAAAUUGGCAAGCAGUCAUAUUUUUACUUGUUUUUUAAUGCCUAAUAUGUCUAUAUUUUGAAAAUAUUUUGGAGAAGACAUUUCUCCAAGAAAAUGAAAAUAAUAUUAUUAAUAAUACUGUUAUUAAAUAAGGAAUUUGGUCACAUAUCUAUGGAGAAAAAGAAAAAAAAUCUACUUGGGGCAUAGGGAAAGCAAACAUGUUUAUUUUGUACUGCGUUCAAAUGGCUUUUUGUAUCACUUGUGUAACUGUUAGUAAAUGUCAUUAUGUCCUUAUCUGUAUAAAACUGCUAAAUGCCGACAUGUUACUUUUGAUGCAGAAACAGAUUGGAAACAGCUAAAUUAUAACCUUGAUAUAUGGCUAUGUACUAUUGUUUCUUCAUACUGUGUCUGUAUUUAAUCUUUUAUUUUUUAAUGGAGCCUGUUGCGCCUAUUUAUGAAAUAAUAAAUCUAGGUGUUUGUAAGUAAUUUUUUUCUUAGCAUUUUAAAUAUGUUUCUUUGAUGUUUUUACUUUUGCUGGAAAAAAUAUUGAUUCACAAAUCAUGUGAACAUGUUUUCCUUUCUACUGUGACAUUCAAUAAAGCCAAACUUGCAUUUUUAAGCUACAAAAUAAAA
This is a messenger RNA of Spea bombifrons (plains spadefoot toad), 3232 nucleotides long. RefSeq names its product thymocyte selection associated high mobility group box (gene TOX). Gene Ontology annotation, molecular function: chromatin DNA binding. The record is from RefSeq and is a predicted model, not a curated record. The coding region runs from base 490 to 2070 and encodes 526 amino acids. Gene Ontology annotation, biological process: regulation of transcription by RNA polymerase II; leukocyte differentiation. Gene Ontology annotation, cellular component: nucleus. Lineage: Eukaryota; Metazoa; Chordata; Amphibia; Anura; Pelobatidae. The transcript has 9 exons.